This is a messenger RNA of Mycena indigotica, 2145 nucleotides long. Its product is annotated as BTB domain-containing protein. The transcript has 9 exons. Gene Ontology annotation, cellular component: cytoplasm. The record is from RefSeq and is a predicted model, not a curated record. Lineage: Eukaryota; Fungi; Basidiomycota; Agaricomycetes; Agaricales; Mycenaceae. The coding region runs from base 1 to 2145 and encodes 714 amino acids. Gene Ontology annotation, molecular function: ubiquitin protein ligase binding. Gene Ontology annotation, biological process: regulation of proteolysis; proteasome-mediated ubiquitin-dependent protein catabolic process.
AUGACGCGUGAAUGCGUGAUCGCGUUUGAUGGAGAUACCGCAUUUGUCCCUCUCAAUACUAUGUCCGACCUUGCACGGACGUCGUCUCCGCUCUCCUCCUCUCCUGGUCGGGGUGAGACUUUUGAGCGUCCGACAUGGCCUUGGCAGUCAAGAUAUUCGAGCAGCCGCCGUUCGAGCUCCCUGUCUACCUCCGGUCUCCAAGCAACUUGGGACCCUGCCUCGCCUGCAUCUUCUGCCCGACCGGCAAGCUCAACAAGCUCAAGCAGCCACUCGGGUUGGCAGUCAACAUCGACAAUGCGGAACAUGUCUGGGUCCACUAUUGGAUUUGGCCCCCCAGGCCAGCAGCAAGAUGAAAACAUCCGCCAGUGGUCGUUCAUGGGUUUCGAAUGGGCGGUUCGUGAUGUCCACAAGCUGAGAGAUUUUGUCGAAGGCAUCGCUGAAACUGAAGAUGGAGUCGAAUUGGAACCCGAGAGCUUUGAGAUCCUCAAGCAGGCGCCAUUAAUUGGCGACGACAAAUUCAAGCUCGAAAUCGCUCGUGCCACUGUUGGCGAAACCUCCAUGGCCAAACCCGCCUCCCUGACACUCUACAUAACCUCUCUCCUCGACUUUGCGCACAAUCUCAACUACGAAAUGAGCGCAAGCAUAAUGGUCGCUGUAAAAUGCCAGGACGACCGCGUUGGUGCUCGCACAGAAUGGGCAUGGGAAUUUUGGCACAACGACUGGAUAUUCCGUCACGAGUCUGAAGUCUGGGACUGCAGCCUCCCACCCAUAUCGGCGCUGCUGGAGAAUCCUCGUAUCCGCGAGACAGACUCGUUCACUGUUUGUGUUCAGAUCCAUUGUCCACUUGGGCCAUUCUUUCCACAGCAGCCGACUGCAUAUUACGUUCCGCGCGACUUGCUUGACGGGUUGGAGGCAUCUCUAGACAACCCCAAUACAGGAGAUGUGCGAUUUGUCUGUUUGGAACGGAUGACCAACGAAUCCGAUGGGCCAGCCACACCGUUAUCAGACAGUGCGGCAAGUUUAAGACGACCUUCAUCUUCAACGUCCUCACAUUCGCCCUUUUCGACCCACACGACUGCUCGGAAACGAGUGAUAUAUGCACAUUCCGAUAUUCUCACCCGUCGUUCCGAGUAUUUUGCUACAAUGCUUUCUUCCUCUUUCGCGGAAACAAAAAUGAUUCCCGGAGAAAGGAAAUUGUACACCAUUGUCGUUGAAGAAGCCGAUUUCGAAACGAUGUACUGGCUUUUGAAGUAUUGCUAUGCCAACUGGCUGCACUUCAAAGACAACGAUGAUCCUCGAAUAGCGGUUGAGGGAAUCGGUGCAGGUUGGAGUGCGCGUUGGCUUAGUGCACGAGGAGGCGAGUGGGAUUGGAAAACUUUUGCAAAGCUUCCUGGAGACGAUAGCACCAUAGCUGAUGCCAGGAGUGUGGCCAGUGCGGAGAGCGCUACCCCGGAAGCAAAUGUUUCUGGCAACGGCAAGAGUAAAUCAUUUGCGGCGGACUCUACACCGUCAUCUUCAGCUUCUCGGUCCUCUCCUCAGAGCUCGCGCCCACAACCAAAGACAACGUCCAAUGCAACAAGCACUGGGGCUUCCCGUCAAGUACCUCCAACAACAACUUCCGCCACUCGUCGGCCAACUCAGCCGAUCACAGUUACUUCCAGCAGCGGAAUCUCGCGCACAAAGCCAGUUCCUCUGUCCGCCAACUCGGCGACUUACUCUGCCGGCCAUUAUCCAAUAUCCCCCCGAAAUGCUCGCCCCCAUCAAUCUUCCAUUGUCCCAGCGGCGGACCCUCAUCCACACCCAACACCCGCUCCACCACCCGCUUCCGCUUUGUCGGUAUACCAAGUCGCCCAUCGCUAUGCCAUGCCAGCUUUAGCGUCACUGGCCUUGGAUCAUAUGAUGUCCACAAUCACACCCAGUUCCGCCUUCGGGCUCUUGCUUGCAACAUCAGUUUGGGACGAGCUGCGUUCAUUAGUGGAGGAUUAUGUUGUUGAGAAGUGGGACGAUGUCUCGACUUGUGCGGAGUUUGAGCUUUGUUGUCGCGAGGUCUCCGCCGGAGAAUGGGGUCCCGAGGGAGGGAAGACACUGAUGAAUUUGUUCAGACGAUUGAGAUCUCCAACGAAUCCACUGUACACUCGUUCAUAG